Molecule: messenger RNA, 441 nt
Organism: Nezara viridula (southern green stink bug)
Lineage: Eukaryota; Metazoa; Arthropoda; Insecta; Hemiptera; Pentatomidae
Source: the annotation of a GenBank genome assembly
AUGAGCUCCAAUACCUGUUAUAGAUGUAACCGGACUGGGCAUUUCGCUAGAGAAUGCCCAAAUGGUGGUGGAGGAGGAGGUGGAGGUGGAUUUGGAGGUCGUGGUCGAGACAAAUGUUAUAAAUGUAAUCGUUAUGGUCACUUUGCAAGGGAUUGUAAAGAAGAUCAAGACAGAUGUUACAGAUGCAAUGGAGUGGGACACAUUGCUAAGGACUGUCAACAAAGUGCUGAUGAGCCUUCUUGUUACAACUGCAACAAAACUGGGCACAUAGCUAGGGAAUGUCCCGAACAAAGAGAUGGUUCUAGAGGUGGGUUCACCUCAGCUUGUUAUAAUUGUAACAAAACUGGGCACAUGGCCCGAGCAUGUCCUGAUGGAUCUAGGUCCUGUUACAGUUGUGGGAAGACAGGACACAUUAGUCGUGACUGCGAUAAGAAUGACUGA